UGUUCUCCGCGGUGCUCGGAAACAUGGCGGCCUACAGCAGCCUGUCGACUCUGUUCCCGGUUCAGAGCGAGCUGGAGAGCGGCCUGGAGGAGGCGAGCGGCCCGCGGGAGAGGGAGGAGCUGGUGGCGGAGUAUCUGAAAAAACUGGACCACAAGGAAGACCUGAAAGUUCCAGAUUUUGAGGAAGGACUAGACUGGCUGAACACAGAGGGUCCUCUGUCUCUGCAAAAGGAGUUGGCAGGGAAAGUGGUGGUCCUGGACUUCUUUACCUAUUGCUGCAUCAACUGCAUGCACUUACUGCCUGACCUGCACCAACUGGAGCAACGUCACACUGUUAAAGAUGGCCUGGUCGUGGUCGGUGUUCACUCAGCCAAGUUCCCCAAUGAAAAGGUUCUACAGAACAUUUGCUCUGCAGUGCUAAGGUACAGCAUCACGCACCCUGUAGUGAAUGAUAGUGAUGCGCGGCUAUGGCAGGAGUUGGAGGUGGCUUGCUGGCCCACCUUGGUGAUCCUGGGCCCCAGAGGAAAUUUGCUGUUUUCUGUAGUGGGUGAAGAACACAGAGACAGGCUUUUCCUGUUUACCUCCGUCGCUCUAAAGCACUAUGGAGAGCAAGGCCUUCUGAGGGACCAUGCUGUGGGAAUGAAGCUCUUCAGAGACUCCUUACCUCCUUCCAUCCUCUCCUUCCCUGGAAAGGUAGCAGUGGAUCCCGUCAGCAAGAAGCUGGCCAUUGCGGAUACAGGACACCAUAGGAUUUUGGUGGUCUCCAGUACUGGAAAAGUUCUUUACUGUAUAGGAGGUUCUGGAAGUGGCUGGAAGGAUGGGAACUUGUCUGAGACACUGUUCAAUUCUCCUCAAGGAGUAUUCAUAAAGGGAGACACUGUGUUUGUGGCCGACACAGAGAACCAUCUGAUCAGGAGGAUUGACCUUUCAGAGGGAAGAGUCACUACUUUAGCUGGUACUGGACUCCAAGGCACAGACAAGGAGGGCGGGGCAAUGGGGCCGCAGCAGCCAAUCAGCUCCCCCUGGGAUGUAGCCCUCGGCACUACAGGUGGUGUAGAGGAUAACGUGUUGUGGAUCGCCAUGGCAGGGACUCAUCAAAUCUGGGCUGUGUUCCUGGAGGAUGGGAAGCUGCCCAAAGGAAGUGAGUACGGGAAGGGAGUGUGUGUGCGGUUUGCAGGCAGUGGGAAUGAGGAGAACAGGAAUAAUUCGUACCCUCAUAAGGCUGGUCUGGCUCAGCCCUCAGCUCUGGCUCUUGUCCCCAUCCAGCCCUGGAACUGCCUGUUCAUCGCAGACAGUGAGAGCAGCACCAUCCGCAGCGUGUCCCUGAGCGACGGGGCAGUCAAGCACGUGGUGGGAGGCGAGAGGGACCCCUUGAAUCUUUUUGCGUUUGGAGAUGUGGAUGGUAAAGGUAUAGACGCUAAGCUCCAGCACCCAUUGGGAGUGGCCUGGGAUGCCAGCAGCAGCCUUCUUUAUGUGGCCGACUCGUACAACCACAAGAUCAAAGUAGUGGACCCUAAGACUAAGCAGUGCAGGGUGCUGGCAGGCACUGGGGAAGCGAGCGAUGUGUUUGGCCCGAGCUUUACAGAAUCCAGCUUCAACGAGCCUGGCGGCUUGUGUGUGGCUGAGGGGGGCAAGUUGCUUUAUGUAGCAGACACCAACAACCAUCACAUCAAAGUGCUGGACCUCGAGACCAAAACUGUCUCCCUGUUCCCGAUUUCAAUUGAGGAAGUGGAUGCCUCUACUGCUACAGUUAGAAAGGUUCCCAAGAUUCCCAAGCUUCCAAAGUCCGCCCCUGUCCUCAGUGUGGCUGCGCUGCCUGUGUCUGCAGGACAGGCCAUCCGAAUGCACCUCAACCUUACUUUACCUGCAGGCACCAAACUAACCGAAGAAGCACCAAGCUUCUGGAGUCUGUCUGCUGAAGGUCAUGAGUGGUUACUGGAAGGACAAGCUGUUACAGGUGACAUUGCUGAUCUGUCCCAGCCACUAUCCAUCACCUGCUCCGUCCCAGCUCAGGCUGUGUCCUCAGACCCCACACUGACCCUCAGCGCCUGGGUCUACUGCUGCCUCUCAGAUGGAGGAGCGUGUAUGAUGAAGGCAGUGUCCUUUGUGCAGCCUCUGCUUAUAGACUCUGAAGCCAAGGGUGAUAAUGUAGCUGUGACUCUAGCACAUGCUUUCUAAACCGUGCAGUUACUGUUAAAUACACUGCAAUGGUGUUUACCCAACCCUGGUCUUAGGAUACAGUAGCUGUGAAUGUUUGGGUGUUUUCUAAGUUUAAAACGGGCCAAUAUCAUCACUUUCAUGGGGGAGGGGUUUUAUUCUCCAAAAUGGCGACUUACAGUUGAAGCAGCUCUUUGUAGUUCUAUAAUUACAGGACUAUAGUCCUGUAUCUACAUUCUUAAUUAUCCUCCUUUCACCCUGUUCUGCAAUGGACAUGAUAGAACCACCACAGAGCAGGUAUUAUUUGGGUGAUUGAUCAUUCUCAGCACUGCAGUGACACUAACGUUAUGGUGGUGUGUUAGUGUGUGUUGUUCUGGUAUAAGUGGAUCAAACACAGCAGUACUGCUGGAGUUUGUAAACACCUCAGUGUCACUGCUGGACUAAGAAUAGUCCACUUCUCCACCGCUUCUCUGUCUGACUUUACAUAUACAUGUACAUGAAUGGACACAGUGUUUAAAAACUCCAGCAGCACUGCUGUGUCUGAUCCACUCAAUUUAUGCUACGUAGUUUGUGUUUAUUGUUGCUGUCCAAAACUUAAAACUUUACCAGAGAAGGGGAUAAUGGUCAUUUUGGAUCAUUUUUCAUUAGCCCUUCAGCCCAUUCUGGAGAUAAUGUGAAAGACAGCUGUUGUGAUCGAAGGAUGUAAACUAAAGAUCAACAAAAAUAUUGAUACUUUUUGUAACAUACUUUAAAAUGUUCAGAGCAAAUAAAUUCCAGGACUAAGGUUGGGAAAACACUAGUGUAAAACAUAUAUAAUGCAGUAAAUUAAGCUUAUUUAAGGACACAUACAUAUUUAAUCCAUUGUGCAUAUGAUUAGGAGAGUUGUACAGUGGUGUUCAGAGUGAGCACUGAUAGUCCACUGAUAGAAUCUCACUUGUGCAUCUUAAGGAUAACUUGAAAAAACAGAACAAAAGUGCCUUUUUCUUAGUAAGUGAAGUAAGUGUUUGUUAUUUACGUAUCUGCGUUGGCUAUCACAGCUUUGUGUUGUCUGUCAGUCAGUCAGUCAAAUCUAGUUUUUCCCUUUACAUCUGACAUACCAUAUUUUCACAUGCAGACCAAAUCUGAGCUAAAUCGCUUGUAUACUCUCUGUCAGACAAUUCAGUAGACAGCUACAUGUAUUAAUAGCAAACACUUGGGGAGCUUUUCACUGUGCUAGAAAAGUAGCAAUACAUGGCUGCACGCGCAUCUUGUUGGAAAUACAGUAUAUUUAUUAGGCCAGUGUGAUGACUUAUCAUGAAAUAUCACACUAUAACCUAUGACGAACAAUGUUUUCUCAAUUAUGUGUAAAUUUGGAUGUUUUUCAUUAUUAGUCAUCUGAAUUUUUGAUACACAACACACAUAGCCAAGGGAUGAGAAAUAUUAUUAGCUGUCCUGCUGACAGUGCUAGAGUUCUGUUCAGUCUAUAGUUUUAUUACUAAGCUAGCUUAUCUUACACUCUGUUUACACAUUGUCUUUUCACACUUGAGUUUGUCAUAAAUACAGUGCUUGUUUACAAGGUCUCAGUGCCAUUAAAAAGGAAAGGAGACAGUAUAAACCGUCUAUAAUCUAAUUUAUGUCAACUUAAUAUAUAAACCAUAUGAUUAAUUUUAGAGUGUCUUUAGAAUAGAAACAGGCUAAGAAACUGGUUAAGAAAACCGGCUUGCAAAAAGGUGUUAAAGUUAGCAUUAGGAAUUACAUUAAUAACAUUAAAUCCGCUCAAACUAGUAUUACUCAUGCUUGUCAGGUCAUAUUUUUGACUUCUUGGGAUCGAUCCAGAUCCCUGGUUGGUGGUGUGACUGACUUGGAGAGAUGGGGAGUCUUUGCUUCAGUCAUAGUUAGUUCUCUGUUCUCUAAAGGCAGCUCUUUUUUACACAGCAUCUAAAUUCAGCACUUUAACUUAAUGACUGUUUGAAUUGAUUCAUAUAUUAAACAUUAUUUUACUGUAAA
Molecule: messenger RNA, 4142 nt
Organism: Astyanax mexicanus (Mexican tetra)
Lineage: Eukaryota; Metazoa; Chordata; Actinopteri; Characiformes; Acestrorhamphidae
Gene: nhlrc2
Product: NHL repeat containing 2
Exons: 11
Coding region: 24-2177 (717 amino acids)
Molecular function (GO): protein binding
Source: RefSeq, a predicted model, not a curated record